This is a messenger RNA of Onychomys torridus (southern grasshopper mouse), 3425 nucleotides long. RefSeq names its product coiled-coil domain containing 91 (gene Ccdc91). The transcript is spliced from 13 exons. Bases 1158 to 2486 code for a protein of 442 amino acids. The record is from RefSeq and is a predicted model, not a curated record. Gene Ontology annotation, biological process: Golgi to lysosome transport. Lineage: Eukaryota; Metazoa; Chordata; Mammalia; Rodentia; Cricetidae. Gene Ontology annotation, cellular component: trans-Golgi network.
GCGGGCCUUGGUGGAAAUCAACUUCCGGUGAGGAAGUUCUGGACGCUGGGUAGUGUGUGGGCAGCCCCAACUUGAAUACCUGGGUCCGCAGUCACCUGGAGGGGGGUGCUGGCCCGUGUCCUGGUGCUCGAGUCUGAGAGCGGGGUGUGGUGCGCAGGAGCGCGGGGAGCACUGUGGCGGCGGCGGGAGCAGGUAAAUGAGUGCUCGCCAUCCGGGUCCAGGUCUCGGCCGCAUGCGGGGCGUUCCCGGGUGGGAACGGCCGAGACACCGCCAGCCUCGAGGCCUCGGCCGGGCGAUUCACGGGACCUGGGUCGGGAGGCGCCCAGCUCCCGCCCUUGCCGGUGUGGACCUGCACUUGCGUGGUCCCUGAGUGGAGAGGGAAGUUCGCGUGCUGGCCGCGCCGUAGUUGUAGCUCCAGCGGAACGGAAGUGCUGAGCCGGCCUCGGUUCCCGCCGGCGCCGAGCGGCGCACCCCUUCCGGUCUCAGCUUUUGGGAAACCGCGCUGCUGGCGUGCAUACUGGCAUGCCUCUGGGAGAGCCGAUCACGUGACACACCCAAACCUCGCAUUUCAGGUUCCCACCAGAGACAAGCACCUUGCGGAGUGCGCGACCUUUGUAUCCCCCAUUGGAUGCAGCGUCUGCGCGGCCGCUUCCUCCGGAGGAAGCUUUGCACUCGAGUCGUCUGCUUCUCCAGCAGCGCCGGGCUGUUGCGGCCGCAGUGCUCUUGACUCUUAGCGUGCUGGGGACCUGAAGGCUUUGGGCUCAGCCGAGGUGCCUCAGUGCUCCACCCCCACGAAUUCCGACUUCUUCCACUGUGCACAUGGACAUACCGUCUGCCCCGAAUCUUUACCGCCCGGAUCGGUGGAUGGCUCAGGAACACGUUUGCAUGCUGUAUAGUUGAGGGAUUACCAUCUUGUUACUGGGUGGGCCAACAAUCAUCUCACCUCAAGAUUUAAGGCAAAAGCUUGCAGAGGCGUGACAGCAACCGAUGAGAAUUGCAGAGCCUUGCACUUGUGGUCCUCUCAGCCACACUUUCUGUUGCUUUGGUUGUCUGUUCCACACAUGUUGGGAUAAAUGGCCCAUGGAAGAUGCUAGUACUGCUUCUUCUUCUUGGUGCAGUGCGAUAGUUGUGGAGAAUUGCCCGGUGCUGCCUAAAGAAUGGAGGAUGAUGACUUUGGUGGCUUUGAGGCUGCAGAGACCUUUGGUGGUGAACACAGUGGAAACCAAGCAGUGUCCCCUGCUGUCCCCUGGGCCACCUUUCCUGCAGUAUCCGGAGUGCAUCUCUCACCAGCUUCUCCGGAGCUCAUUCUGGACCAUGACCACUCAUCGCCAUCCUCUGGCCGCCUCCCUCCAGAUGCCAUCAUUUCAGCACCAGAUGAUACGCGUGCAGACAGUGGCCGUGUGAGUCAGACCAUCCCCAAAGCUCAGAUUCAGCAGUCAGCACACACACAUCUGAAUAUACCACUUUUUCCACUUGGCUUAACGGAUGAGACAACCCAUGGAGCGCUUGCACUGGAGGAUGACCCUGAGGGUCCUGGAGCCGAUGUGUCCCACUCACAGCUACAGCAAAAAAUAUCAAGUCUGGAGACUAAACUGAAAGCAUCUGAAGAGGAAAAACAGAGAAUUAAAAAGGAUGUGGACUCGCUGAUGGAGAAGCACAGUGUCCUGGAGAAAGACUUCCUGAAGGAAAAGGAGCAGGAUGCUGUGUCCUUUCAAGCCAGAUACCGUGAGCUUCAGGAAAAGCAUAAGCAAGAAUUGGAAGAUAUGAGAAAGGCUGGGCACGAGGCACUGAGCAUUAUUGUGGAUGAGUAUAAGGCACUGCUGCAGUCUUCAGUGAAGCAGCAGCUAGACGCCAUUGAGAAGCAAUAUGUGUCUGCAAUCGAGAAACAAGCUCACAGGUGUGAAGAGCUGCUGCACGCUCAGCAUCAAAGGCUCCUGGAAGUGCUGGACAAUGAGAAAGAACUGUUAAGGGGAAAAAUCCAGGAAGCUUUGGAUCAGCAGUUGCAGGAGCAGAAGGAAACACUGGGAAAGUGCCUGCAGGAAGAAAUGCAGAGGAAUAAAGAGACACUGGAGUCAGCUGUGAAGCUUGAGAAAGAAGCGAUGAAAGAUGUCAUCACCAAAGCAGUGGAAGAAGAAAGGAAAAAUCUGGAAAAAGUUCAUGCUGAAGAACGGGAAAUGUGGAAGGCAGAGCAUGCAAGAGAUCAGGAAAGGGUAGCGGAGGCUAUCCAGGCCGCCGUCCAGGAGCAGCGGGUGAUGAGUCAGGAAGCUGUCAGAGCAGCAAUAAUAGAAGAACAGAAGAGGAGCGAAAAGGCCAUGGAGGAGGCAGUGAAGAGAACAAGAGACGAGCUGGUGGAGUACGUGAGGGAGCAGAGAAGGCUAGAUCAAGUCACCCGCCAACGCAGCCUGUCCAGCCUGGAGCUGUUCCUGUCCUGCGCCCAGAAGCAGCUAAGUGCUCUCAUAGCUACGGAGCCUGUUGACAUUGAAUAGAGACACGCUGGCCAACCCGUCCCUGUCAUUAAGCCUGCCUACUCUGAAGCUGUUCCUCUCCUGUGCCCAGAAGCAGCUGAGUACUCUAAGGUCCAUGGAGCCUAUUGGCAUUGAAUAAAGGGAACAUGACAGGCUGCUUGUCCUGGCCAUUGUGUCAAUCACUAGACUUCUAGUAGAUGCUGUGACUUAGAAAGAUGCUUUUGUUUUCUGAUUAAACAGCUGGUUUCCAGGUCAAGGAUGAGCCAGAGCAGUAUCUAGAAGAACCAUCAAUGGAUCUAACUUAUUCUCUAUCAUUUUAUUACAAGUAGAAUGGAAAAAUAUGUAUGACCCAAAGUCAUGGAAAAGUGGUAGGUUACCCAAAGUUCAUGGGGUAAACAGUACAGCUUCAGGUGGCCUGGUGACACUGUUUGGUAAAGGAUUACCUUUUGAAGCCUCAUGGUGAUUUGUGUAACUUCACAUCAGCUUGUUUCUGAGAAGUUGAGUGGAUAGAAGCACUGGCGUGGUCAUUGUUAUGACUGACCUGACCAGUCUCUAAAGGUGAAUUAUGUGUUUUCAUUGAUUUAUCAAAAAUAAACAACACUAGAUGACCAGGUUUUGAGCAGCUGCUACAUUUAAACUUUGGGUGUGUGGCUCAGGCUUGCUUCCUGCCUUUCUUCAGAGGCCUGAAAAUAAUUUUUCAUAAUUAAUCAAUCUCUAGAAAGAACAUAACUUGGAAUUCUAGACAUCUAUGGGAAUUUAAUCAAAUAUCAGACAUAUAGGUUCAUCGAGGCGUUCUUAAUUCAGGAGCAGUGUGCUGCAGUCUGAACUCAUGAGCAGUUUCAACAUCAAAAAUGACAACAGUGUACCUAUGCAGAUGCUGUGUCUCUGAAACACUUCUGCUUUCAGGGGCUUUGUACUUCUCUGGAUUUCUCAGUAUAAUAAAAGAAACUCCAAAAAGUU